CCAUAGAUGUGAAUUCAAACAUGAAGGAUGUGCAGCAAAUAGCAGAGGGUCUCUUUUUUCCCAAUGGUAAAUCCAAACAUCUAGAUCUGAAAAGUUUGGACUGUGAGAUUCGAGAUUUCGCCCACAGAAUAAUUGAAUCAGAAUGUACCGUUGGAGAUUUGUAUGAAGCAAGUAAGGUUAAAAUUCUCAGACUUUAUCUGUUCACAAAGUGCAUCAAUACACAGCAGAUUACAGAAAACUCUGUCACAAAUCUUGAAGCUCAUGUCAUGUUGAAUGAAAAUGCCCAAGAUGACAGCCAAGCAUCUAGCAGCACUAGCAUCAACAAAUCUCAAACAAUUGACCUCACAUUUUCAGAAGACUCUGAAGAGACCAGUUUCAUGUUACAUGAUCCACUUAAUAUUAUUGCCCAGGAAACAUCAGUCAUACAGAUUGAUAAUCAAAUGGAAGUAGAAAACAGAGAGAACCGUUUCCAAGAACAAAUGAUAGCACUGAGUCAGGAAAGUGAUUUAACUGCAGAAAAUGUGAACACAUUGCAAGUAUGGAGACCAGAGCCAUUCAACACCAAUUCGACUUCACAAGAUGUAGAAGAACAACUGAUCUCACCUGAUGUGGAAGAGACACCAUUUGAGGAAUCGUUUGAUAAUGAGGUCACAAUUGGAGGGGCUUCACGUGAGUUUGGAAGCUUGGAUGAUACAGUUCCAAUUGAGGAUGUUCCAAAGUCUAUUAUUUUGGUGCGAAGAGGACAAGUUCUGUGUGAUCUGAUGCAAGCUUUCAAUGACCCAGCAAUAAUGGACAAAGAGAUCAGUAUUCGAAUGAAACUACCUAAUGGGCAGAUUGAACAAGGCAUUGGAUCAGGUGUUUUUUGUGACUCCUUGACAGAAUUCUGGAAUGAAUUCUAUUCCAGAUGUGCUUUGGGUGCAGAUGUAAAAGUCCCAUUCCUCAGACAUGAAUUUCAGAGUAAUGAAUGGCAAGCUAUUGCAAGAGUAUUGGUCAAAGGAUGGGAAGCAGUCAAGUACUUUCCUGUUCGUCUUUCCCAGCCAUUUCUUGAAGAAGCUUUAUAUGGUACCACAUAUAGCAGUGUCCUAGGUUCAUUUAAACACUACAUAGCAAAACAUGAGCGAGAUGUCAUUGAAGAGGCAAUGGCAAACUUCAACUCAGCUGAUCAUGUCUCACUUCUUCAUGUUCUUGAUUCCAAUGAUUGUCACCAGCGGCCUACUGAAGAAAAUCUACCUCAACUGUUGGAACAGUUAGGUCACAAAGCUCUCAUUCAAACCCCUAUGUUUGUGAUCGAAUCCUGGAGACCUGUUCUUAAGGAUAUUGCUAGUAUUUUGCCACCACAAAAGCUAGCAAACAUAAUACAAGAGUUAAAAACCAACACCUAAGCGUGUGAAGGACAUCCUUGUUUUCCCUGAAGUCAUGACAGCCCAGUAGAGCUGCGUAUCAAGAUUCCUGAAAAAGUACAUUAUGGAAUUGGACGACAACACCUUAUUGUGGAGCACAUCUACCUUCUUACUCUUCUGCACAGGGGCAGAUUUGCUCUUUGGGAACAAAAUCACAGUGAAUUUCAUUGAAACAAGUGACUUUGAAUGUCGCCCACAAGCUCACACAUGUGCUUGCUAUCUGAUGUUACCUUUAAACUACCAGAACUACCCAGACCUCCACAGUGACUUCAAUGCUGUUCUUAACAGUUCAGUUUGGGUGAUGGAUGUUCUAUAAUUUUUGUACUGGUUGUCAUGCAGUAGCUGGAAUAGGAUUCGGCCUUUCAGACACCACUUUUAUCUAUAGUGACUCAACCGAUGGAUGUUCACAAACCAUGGUGUAAUUUGGACUGAAAAUGGAUAGUUGUUUCCAUUGUUGGAACAGGUUACUAUGUUUAGGGUGAUUAAA
Molecule: messenger RNA, 1887 nt
Organism: Paramormyrops kingsleyae
Lineage: Eukaryota; Metazoa; Chordata; Actinopteri; Osteoglossiformes; Mormyridae
Source: RefSeq, a predicted model, not a curated record